Molecule: messenger RNA, 3308 nt
Organism: Polistes dominula (European paper wasp)
Lineage: Eukaryota; Metazoa; Arthropoda; Insecta; Hymenoptera; Vespidae
Product: putative RNA methyltransferase CG11342
Biological process (GO): negative regulation of pre-miRNA processing
Cellular component (GO): cytoplasm
Molecular function (GO): O-methyltransferase activity; RNA methyltransferase activity
Source: RefSeq, a predicted model, not a curated record
CCUCUUGUCAUCCUUUAUUCGUUGUGCAUACAUAGACCCUGCAUAUAUACAUAUAUGUGUAUAUAGUAGAUACGAGGUAGGGUCGAGGAUGAUGUCAACUCGUGCUGACUAAUCUCGUCCACUCACAAAGUUAUGCAUCAUCGGUGCGUUACCCGCUGAUUUGAACAUUUUCCCACGUUUUUUAAUCAAAUAUUUUUCGAAUUUGAAUAAUUUGUUUGUUAGGACGAAGAAAAAGAAUCUAGCGAGAGGAGUUGUAAAAUUGCAGCAACGUCGACUAACACAAGAGACUACUUUACAACGCGUUGCUCCAUACGAUGCAAUUACAGACUACUCGACGUUUUUCAUGAUUUUUUUUUCUUUUUUUUAGUAGAAUUAUUGUAAACUCGUGCGUGGUGUCGCAAUCCUUGUCUUUUAUCUUCUCUUUUAUCCGACAUCGAGCGCAGCAAAAAUUGGGGUCAAUUUUCUCUUCUAUCGAGCGAUAGGAGACUUUUCUAUCCUCGUCUCCUAUCGCUCGAUAUCUCACGGACAACGUGUUUUCCCAGAAUGCGCGAGGGGAUUAGUAAUCUAGCCUAGCAAUUUUAUAAUAAUAUUAACAAUUUGUAAGAGUGUUUCGGUAAGAUUUUCGAUUCGAGUCGAGCGCGUUUAAUCCGAUCGAUGCGUCAGGAACAAAAUCUUGCGAUCGCUUUAUCCUUUUUUUCCCUUCGAGAUAUUUCAAAAGAGCAACGAAGAACCGGUUUGCUCGUGCGUUUGGCAAUACGCGAGCUCGCGUGCUUUAAAAGCUAUUUGGCAAGAGAGAGAUUCUUUGAAAAAAAAAAAAAAGAAAAAAAAAAGAAAAAAAAAAGAACCCGAACGAAAUUCAAUAUUUGUAUGUUCGGAUCGGAUCGGAUCGGUUCAGCUCGACUCGACUCGACUCGACUCGACUCGGAUCUUUUUCUCUAUACUUCUUGUUGGGACAUUGUAGGAGCUCUCUUGAUCUUCUCCUCCUCUUCUUCUCCUCCUCUUCUUCUCCUCGUUAUCUUGGAGGAGUACGUGGCUUCGUCGCACAUGCCUUCGUUUACGAACGCAUCUGCUCGUCGAACAACGCGAGAUGAAAGAAAAAGAAAGGAAAUUGCCGCGAGAAGAGAGUCCAAGAGAAUGCACACGUUGUGUGCGUUUGUGAGAGAUAGCCGAGUUAGUUGCACCUGCCUACCGGCCGGCUUGCUUUUCAUUACCUCAUGCCGCCACGGACCCUACCCAAAAGGCCUGCCUUCCUGCCCAUUUUAUACUUUUUACCUGACCUUUCGAAACCUAGACACGCUUUGCCUAUUUUCAGGGACAACUAUCUUCCCCUUCCCUUCUCUUCCAUCAUUAUUUUCCUAAUUAUCAAUUAAACAAAAUAUACGAGUACCUACAAAUCUUGAAUUAUUCUCUGCUCGCGUAAUCUUCUCUCAAUGAGAGAACCGCACCGACAGACACACCGUGUACGGUUUCGCAAACGUACUUAAAUCUAUCGUCGUAUUGUUUGCGAAUUAUUGCGACACGCGGUGCGUAGGGGGAUUUUACAUAAUUGUAGGUGUGUCAUUUCAGAGACCUCCGUCAUUUUGUCUUCUUGUCUCUUGUUUUCAUAAUUAGUGCCGUUAGUCGGACAGGAAGUCAGGGUCAAAUUGGUGCCAUUCGAUAUCGCUAAAUUAAUUCGUAUAACUCGAGAGAGAGAGAGAGAGAGAGAUCGAUGAAAGCGUAAUCGAUCGAUCGAAGAAGAUGACAAGACAAAGAUAAAGAAUGACUAAAGUUUUCUCGCGAGACGCAAAUGCAUCUCAUUGUAUCUCAACACGAUUCUCUUCGGAUUCGCUCGUGAUUGAGCCACGUUCACGAAGGCUAACAUUUAUCUGGGUCGCGGACGUCUCUUCGUUUGACUCUUGCUUCCUUGGAUCCUAUCCUUCGAUCUUUUGUCUUUAUCCAAAUGAUACCAUCCUCUUUCUUUCCUUUGUCAAAUAAAUCAAUCUAAACAAAUAUACGUAUAUUUAAAUAUAGCUACAUUUUAUAAUACAUAUGUAAUAUUAUAUUAUCGAACGCGUUUCUCUUUGAUAAUAGGAACAAUUUCUCGUGGUUUCCAUAAGAUGACAGCACCGUCUACUUCUCGGUUAUUCUUGUCAAGAUCUCCCUGCCCCAUGUGCCCUGCUCAUUUUGUCUACGACUUUCAAAAAUGACAAAGUUAUAAGAGCUUGUUUGAAAUGCGCUAAAGAUCGAUUAAUAAAAGUUCAACUUUGUCAUAAUCUGUAAUUUCUAUUUGAAUAAUUCAAACUCUUGUAUCUUGAACAGCUGUGCGAGUAAGGAUUCGUAGUAGUGUUUCAUUUGGUAGGGCAGCGCCGUAUUCCGUUGGUUGAAAGAAUCGAGUAACGUGAUAGCAAUUCGUGAGAAUCAAUUCUAUAUGAUUUGUCGAAAAAUGUGGGAAAAUUCAAAAGAAGAAAAAGAGCAGAAUAGUAUGAAAAUAAAGGCGGAUCCGGGUGCGAGCAGAUACGGGAACUUUAUGAAUUACUACCAAUUUCAUAGUGCGGAAGAACGCGUACGGCAACUUCCGCGAGACGUCUGGCAGUCUGUUCGUUCGGACCGGAAAUAUGUGGGACUAGACAUUGGCUGUAAUGCAGGGGAACUGACGUACAAGCUAUACGAUUUUUUCAAUGUUAAUUUAACUUUAAAUUGCGAAGAAGAAAGACCUGACGACAUCUUCCUGCUGGGUAUAGAUCUCGAUCCGAUCCUUAUCGAGAGGUCACAGGAAAAUAAUCCACAUCCAGAUCGAAUUACCUUCGAGUACGGUGAAUUUCUUUCUUCCGAGUGUGACCCAACCAUCUCGAGGUAUCUAAAGGAACUUGGAAGAAGCCACUUUGACGUUGUCUUUUGUUUCUCCAUCUCUAUGUGGAUCCACCUAAAUCACGGAGACGACGGAUUAGUCAAAUUCUUUCGCAAAGCUUGCUCUAUCUGCGACACGAUCGUUGUCGAGCCACAACCUUGGAAGUGUUACAGAAAUGCUUCGAGGAGACUGCGAUUAGCCAAUUUGGAAGACUUCCCUCUGAUAAAGAAAUUGGAACGCAAGGGUGACAUGUCGGAACAAAUAGAAUUAAUCUUGACCAAUCUAUGCAAUUUUCGUAAACUUAUCGUUACUUGCAGCAACGAUUGGCAAAGGAAAAUCAUGAUUUUCGUUAGAAAUAACGAAAAUUCAUCCUAUUAAUUGUAUAAUUAUGUAUAACUAUAACUCAUUUUUGUAUGUAUUUAUAAAUCAAAUAAAAGUAAAAACAAGUAAACAUUCGAAUACAAGAUUAACCAAAAAAAAA